AUGGCGGAGGAAGGUGGCGGUGGCGGUGGCGGUGGCGGUGGUGGUGUUGUUGGUGUGGCGGAGGUGGUGCUGGUUGUAAGAGAGUUUAACCCCAAGACUGAUAGUGAAAGAGUAGAACAAGUGGAGAAAAGUUGUGAGGUGGGUCCCAACGCCGAACUCUCUCUCUACACUGAUCUUUUGGGUGAUCCUAUUUGCAGAGUUCGAAACUCUCCUGCAUAUCUCAUGCUGGUGGCGGAGGUGGUGUAUGCCGGCGGCGAUGAGGCGGAGAAGACGACGGAGAUAGUGGGGAUGAUAAGGGGUUGUAUCAAAACUGUUACUUGUGGUAAGAAGAUUUCACGGAACAAGUCCGGCGAUUCUCCACGACCGUUACCGGUUUUCACUAAACUCGCCUACAUCUUGGGUCUCCGAGUCUCGCCGUCUCACCGGAGAAUGAGAAUCGGAUUGAAGCUCGUUUGUCGAAUGGAAGAAUGGUUUCGAGAUAACGGCGCCGAGUAUUCCUACAUCGCCACCGACGAAGCCAACGAACCUUCCGUUAGUCUCUUCACGGAAAAAUGCGGCUACUCGAAAUUCCGCAAUCCUUCCGUCCUCGUCCACCCGGUUUUCGCUCACCGGAUUCCGGUCAGCAACCGUAUUACCAUCAUCAAACUCACCCCUUCCGACGCCGAGUCACUCUACCGUCGCCGAUUCUCCACCACCGAGUUCUUCCCGCGCGACAUUGACUCAGUUCUUAACAACCAUCUCAACCUCGGCACUUUUCUCGCCUUACCAAAAUCCUACAUUUGGGCCGGAUCGGAAAACUUUUUAUCCGACCCGCCACAGACUUGGGCCGUUAUGAGUGUUUGGAACUGCAAAGAUGUUUUCAAGCUGGAAGUGAAAGGUGCAUCGAAGUUACGAAAAGGGUUUGCUAAAACGACCCGGGUCUUGGAUCGGGUUUUCCCAUUUUUACGAUUACCUUCCCUACCCAAGAUAUUUAGCCCAUUUGGGCUCCACAUGUUAUAUGGGUUUGGUGGUGAAGGCCCAUUGUACACCCGGUUCGCGAAGGCCCUAUUUGGGUUCGCCCAUAACCUAGCCAAGGACUACAAGUGUGGUGUGGUUGCGACCGAGGUGUCAAGUGAAGAUCCGCUCAAGUUAGCAAUCCCACAUUGGAAAGUGCUAUCAUUCACGGAUUUAUGGUGCAUAAAGAGGCUUGGGGAAGACUAUAGUGACGGAUCUGUGGGUGACUGGAGAAAGUCACAGCCUGGUUUGUCCAUUUUUGUUGAUCCUAGAGAGUUCUAA
Molecule: messenger RNA, 1275 nt
Organism: Cynara cardunculus var. scolymus (artichoke)
Lineage: Eukaryota; Viridiplantae; Streptophyta; Magnoliopsida; Asterales; Asteraceae
Product: probable N-acetyltransferase HLS1
Exons: 3
Coding region: 1-1275 (424 amino acids)
Molecular function (GO): acyltransferase activity, transferring groups other than amino-acyl groups
Source: RefSeq, a predicted model, not a curated record